AUGUAUCGAUCGAUAGUAAAUACAGAAACUGACUCAUCGUUAUCGCCUCCACCUUCUUCUUUAACAACUGAAGAUGAAGAUGAUUCUUCAAUUUCUUCAUACCAACAACAAAAUUUUUCGAGUCCUUCAUCGUUAAAUUGUUCGGCAAGCACUUCACCUGUAAUCGAACAGGAAACCAUCGUCAAAUGCAAUGAUGAUAGCGUUCCUUCAUUAACACAAAGAGCGUCAGAACUUCAUUUUAUGGUACAAAAAUUAAUAAAUACUCAUUUACCACAUCUUCAAACUAAAAUUUUAAAACAACAGGAUUUUACGAAAGAA
Molecule: messenger RNA, 318 nt
Organism: Dentiscutata heterogama
Lineage: Eukaryota; Fungi; Glomeromycota; Glomeromycetes; Diversisporales; Gigasporaceae
Source: the annotation of a GenBank genome assembly